AUGUCCUAUGUCAACUUUGGAGCAGACCCAAAGAGCGCCACCAAGGCAUGUCCCCAGCCGCCCGUCCGAGCUCCGAGCCAAGGCCCAGACAUCACCCGAAUCAACGUCGAGGGCCUCUUCAAAAACACUUCGUACUGGCACGAGACCGCUCUCCGGCUGAGCAGGGCCGUCCAGAUCCCGACCGUCUCGUACGACGACAUGGUAGCUCUGCCUGCUCCUGGGGAGCCCGAGAACAAGUGGAAGCCCUUUCUGGACUUCCAUGACUUUCUGGAACAAGAGUUUCCCCUGCUCCACAAGUCGCUGAAGCGCGAGGUCGUGAACAAAUAUGCCCUGAUCUAUACCUGGGACGGAACAAACCCCAGCCUCAAGCCCAUUAUGCUCACCGCCCACAUGGACGUUGUGCCGGUGGCCGAAUCCUCGAUCGGCGACUGGCUCCACCCCCCGUUUGCGGGCGUCAUCCAGGGCGGCAAAGUCUGGGGCCGUGGAUCCUACGACAACAAGAACGCCUUGCUGUGUCUCAUGGAAGCUGUCGAGGCGCUGCUGGCGGUCAACUUUCAGCCGACUCGCACGAUCAUCAUGGCCUUUGGAUACGACGAAGAAAUCACACUGCAUGGUGCUCGGAACAUGGGCUAUGUACUGCUGGGCCGGUACGGGCGCGACUCGAUCGAGUUUGUCCUCGACGAAGGCACAACCAUCGGCGAAGCAUUCUCGCGGCCUUUUGGCUUGAUCGCCACGACAGAGCGAGGCCACUCGAACGCCGUCAUCUCUGUGGCCACCGAGGGAGGACACUCUUCGCAGCCCCCACCGCACACCUCAAUCGGUAUCCUCUCCGAAGCCAUUGUGAGACUCGAGGCGCACCCGUACACUCCUCGACUCGAGGACAGCAACCCCUUCGUGGAAUGCCUGCGCUGCUGGGAAAAGUAUGGCACGAUGGAGCACGGGCUCUCGGCUCUGAUCCGCCACAUGGAUCGCCCAUGGGUGCGUGCCAAGCUCGUUGACCAACUGGCCCAGACGAGCGUCGACUGGAGGAACAAAAUGGUGACCAGCCAGGCUGCCGAUGUGAUCUCCGGUGGUACCAAAGUCAAUGCCCUGCCUGAGGAAGCCACGGUGAUGGUCAACUAUCGCAUUGCCAUGAGCGAUAGCGUUUCGGUCGUCGAAGAACACCUCAUCAAGGUGCUUCGACCCGUUGUGACCCACCACAACUUGACGCUUGAGUUCCAGCGCGAGAAUGGCGUCUUCCGAUACCCACUCGAGAACAGCCGAGACAAGUCCUGGUAUGACAUUGCCAAGGCCAAGCGCGUGAUGAAGAUCCGUCUCGAGGCCAACUUUGAGCCCUCGCCGAUCGCCUCGACCCACUCGCUCGGCUAUUCCGUCUUGGGCGGAACCAUGCGGCAUGUCUUUGAUCCCAACCCGGACUCGAACCACUCGUCGCUCAUCAUCGCCCCGACCGUAAACCGAGGCAACACCGACACCCGCCACUACGUUGCCCUUGCUCCCAGCGCAAUCUAUCGCUUCCGCCCCAGUCGCGAGGGCCAGGUCGGAGGAAUGCACAGCGUCAACGAGUUUGUGACGGUCGAGGGGCACGUCGAGGGCAUCCUGUUCUACCAUGAGCUUAUCCGGAACUGGAACGAGGUCUGA
Polychytrium aggregatum is the source of this 1638-nucleotide messenger RNA. RefSeq lists its product as uncharacterized. Lineage: Eukaryota; Fungi; Chytridiomycota; Chytridiomycetes; Polychytriales. The coding region runs from base 1 to 1638 and encodes 545 amino acids. Gene Ontology annotation, cellular component: fungal-type vacuole lumen. The transcript is spliced from 7 exons. The record is from RefSeq and is a predicted model, not a curated record. Gene Ontology annotation, molecular function: metallocarboxypeptidase activity.